AUUCGUGCGUCUACUGCAUAUCUGGUGCAGCAAUUCUGGCCAGGAAGGAGACGCACAUUUAUUCAUUUGUCCUUUAAAUGUAUUCUGUUCUUUCUAUUUGGUAUUGGAUUACACGGUUUGAACUUCGUGGACACCAUCAGCCACUCUCAUGUCGUUCAUCAGAAGAUGAACGAAGUAGGGAUUGAGGACUCAAGAACACCUUCAAGCCUUCCAAGGCCGCGUAGAGAGCCCAGGUGAAGCCCUCGUAUGAGCUGAGUGCCCCCACACCCCUCUCACCCCCCCUCAGCGGCGGCAGCUGCAGGACUAAGGGAUGUCACAGGCCUUCCUACUUCUGACCCUGCUCACACUCUCCUCUAGCAUCCAGGUGUCUCCUGCUAGACAGUUGAAAAUCUUACUGGAGAAAUGGACCAUGUAUCAGGACCAGUGCAUCCAGAACAUCAGCAGACACCCUCCAGUCACCGGUGUUGUGUGCAACAGAACAUUUGACAGGUAUGCCUGCUGGCCGGACGGAGUGCCCAACACCACUGUGAGUGUGGCCUGCCCCUGGUACUUGCCCUGGUAUUCGGACGUGCGGCAUGGCUUUGUGUAUCGGGAGUGUGGUGCUGAUGGACAGUGGUUGCCAGAGAAGAACACAAGCGAGUGUGAGCAAGAUGACCAGCAUGGGGCCGAGAGGCACGGGAAGAUCCUCAGUAUGUUCCGAGCCAUGUACACUGUGGGGUACUCCUUGUCUCUGGGCGCUCUGGUGUUGGCAUUGGGGAUCCUCAUGGCUUUCAGGAAGCUUCACUGCACCAGGAACAACAUUCACAUGAACCUUUUUGCUUCCUUCAUCCUGAGAGCGAUGUCCAUCCUUAUCAAAGAUGCCUUUAUUGAGAGGCCAUUCCUCCACAUCGGCCAAGACAUCAACACUGAUUACGAAGUGGACUGGCUGGUCACUAACGAGACAGCGGUUGGUUGUCGGGUUGCCGUGGUGAUGAUGCAGUACAGCAUCACGGCUAACAGCUGUUGGCUCCUGGUAGAGGGGAUCUACCUGCACAAUCUGCUGGUAGUCACGGUGCUCACUGAGAGGAACUACUUCGGUGUCUACCUGUGCAUUGGCUGGGGCAUCCCUCUGAUCUUCGUGUUUCCAUGGGUGAUUGUGAAGUAUCUGUAUGAGAAUGAGGAGUGCUGGGAGCAGAACAUAAACAUGGAGUACUGGUGGAUCAUACGCUCGCCCAUACUUCUCUCAGUGCUGAUUAACUUCUUCAUAUUCAUCCACAUCAUUAAGAUCCUCGUAUCUAAACUGAGAGCACACCAAAUGAGAUAUUCAGACUACAAGUUUCGACUGGCUAAGUCCACCCUCACCCUCAUCCCCCUCCUUGGCAUCCAUCCAGUCCUGUUCUCUUUCGUCACCGACGAGUCUACCUCAGAUCGCGCCUUAGGACUGCGCCUCACCAAACUCUUCAUCGACCUCUUGUUCAGCUCCUUCCAGGGUCUACUUGUGGCCAUAUUAUACUGCUUUGUCAACAAAGAGGUGCAGUCGGAGAUCCUGAAGAAGUGGAAGCGCUGGAAGCUGGGCCGGAACAUCGAGGAGGAGUACCGCCACACGUACAGCCACACGGUGCACCUGCGCGGAGGCAGCCUGGUCACCCAGCCCUCCAUGCUGCCCCUGCACUUCCCCGACGUGACCACCACCACCACCAACAUCUCCACCUCAGCCACUAGCACUAUGCUGACCGGCAGGCCCGAGGAGAAGCACACGCUGGUGGGCUGCCAGAACGGCAUGGACCGCCGGACGGCUGGAGGAGGGGCGCCAUCGCUCUUCGACCGCACCGUCUGCGAGAGCACACUGCAGGACGAUAUCCUGUUGGUGGACAAGGCGCAGUGCCACGAGCCUCCACUAGGGAGCAGAGAGAGCAACCUCUGAGAGGGGGAGGGGGUGAGGGAGGAGAGAGGGAUGGUGAAGUGUGUUCCUGUAGUGCGAUCUGCAGGGUGUCCACCUGCACCGCUUACUCGACCAUCACACAAGCACACCUCCUCCAACUCCCUUCCAGCCCCAAGGCAGCCGUGGGUGUGAGACUGGAGGAUGGAGCUGAGGGGUCGAGCAAGUUGCCCCUAACACACAAGCGAGCGUGUUGAUGUGUGUGUGUGUGUGUGUGUGUGUGUGUGUGUGUGUGUGUGUGUGUGUGUGUGUGUGUGAGGGGU
This is a messenger RNA of Alosa alosa (allis shad), 2181 nucleotides long. RefSeq names its product glucagon receptor a (gene gcgra). Gene Ontology annotation, biological process: adenylate cyclase-activating G protein-coupled receptor signaling pathway; cell surface receptor signaling pathway. Gene Ontology annotation, molecular function: gastric inhibitory peptide receptor activity; peptide hormone binding; glucagon receptor activity. The record is from RefSeq and is a predicted model, not a curated record. NCBI's taxonomy places the organism in Eukaryota, Metazoa, Chordata, Actinopteri, Clupeiformes, Clupeidae. Bases 311 to 1903 code for a protein of 530 amino acids. The transcript is spliced from 14 exons. Gene Ontology annotation, cellular component: plasma membrane.